This is a messenger RNA of Helicoverpa zea (corn earworm), 1686 nucleotides long. RefSeq names its product chitinase-like protein EN03 (gene Idgf). Gene Ontology annotation, cellular component: extracellular region. The record is from RefSeq and is a predicted model, not a curated record. Gene Ontology annotation, biological process: carbohydrate metabolic process; chitin catabolic process. NCBI's taxonomy places the organism in Eukaryota, Metazoa, Arthropoda, Insecta, Lepidoptera, Noctuidae. The transcript has 10 exons. Gene Ontology annotation, molecular function: chitin binding. The coding region runs from base 66 to 1430 and encodes 454 amino acids.
CUUGAGUCUCAUUCACCACAUACGCGCAGUGGUGAUCGGUCAUUUAGCAUAGUUAAUUUACAACCAUGAACGUGCUCAUCGUUUUAGCCGGUUUCCUGGCUAUUGGGGCUGCUGUCGGCCCAGCCACCAGCAAGGUAGUCUGCUACUACAACAGCAAAAGCUAUGUCAGGGAAUUCGAAGGAUGCAUUUAUCCAGCUCAAGCGCGCAUGCUGCCUUUGGACUUGGACCCAGCUCUAUCCUUCUGCACUCACCUCGUCUAUGGCUACGCUGGCAUUCAACCCGACACCUACAAAAUGGUGUCUCUCAACGAGAACCUGGAUGUCGACCGCUCUCACGCGAACUACCGUGCCAUCACCAACUUCAAGACUAAGUACCCCGGUCUGAAAGUCCUCCUGUCCGUUGGAGGAGAUGCCGAUACUGAGUCACCUGAGAAGUACAACCUUCUGUUGGAGUCUCCUCAAGCCCGUACUGCCUUCGUGAACUCUGGAGUGUUAUUGGCUGAACAGCACGGUUUCGAUGGCAUCGACCUGGCUUGGCAGUUCGCCAGGAUCAAGCCGAAGAAGAUCCGCUCCACUUGGGGUUCCAUCUGGCACGGCAUCAAGAAGACCUUCGGCACCACCCCUGUCGAUGACAAGGAGUCUGAGCACCGUGAAGGCUUCACCGCCCUCGUCCGUGAGAUGAAACAGGCUUUGAGCGUCAAGCCCAAUAUGCAACUGGCCAUCAGUGUUCUACCUAAUGUCAACUCCUCCAUCUACUACGAUGUCCCCGCUAUCAUCAACCUUGUGGACAUGGUGAACCUCGGCGCGUACGACUUCCAGACUCCUGAACGCAACCCCAAGGAGGCUGACUACGCCACUCCCCUGUACACCCCUCAGAACCGCAACCCUCUGCUCAACGCUGACGCUGUUGUCACUUACUGGCUCCAAGGAGGUGCCCCAGCUCAGAAGCUCGUCCUCGCUAUUCCCACUGCUGCCCGCACAUGGAAGCUGGACUCUGACAGCGAAAUCGCUGGAGUUCCUCCCCUACACGCUGAUGGUCCUGGAGAAGCUGGUCCUUACACCAAAAUCGAGGGUAUCUUGAGCUACCCUGAAGUGUGCGGCAAGCUCAUCAACCCCAACCACCAGAAGGGUAUGCUCCCCCACCUCAGGAAGGUCACUGACCCCAGCAAGCGUUUCGAGAAGGGCUUAACCAAGGACCAAGACUUAACCCCUCAUUUUGGAACCUACGCCUUCCGUCUUCCCGACGACAGCGGUGAGGGUGGUCUGUGGGUGACCUAUGAGGACCCUGACACCGCCGGCCAGAGGGCUGCCUAUGUCAAGGCCAAGAACCUUGGAGGAGUUUCCAUCGUUGACCUGUCCAUGGAUGACUUCCGUGGUUUGUGCACUGGUGACAAAUACCCCAUCCUCAGGGCCGCUAAAUACCGUCUUUAAAUGUAAUCAAGACAAAUUAAUUAUGUAUUCUACAGUAAAAUAAUAAUUUCCUACACGAUACAAAUAUUAUGUUACAAAGCGCAUACCGUGCCUUUUGCCGCCUCAUAAAACUUCAACUUUGUAAUCAAUCCUAAUAUCUUUGACUGCAAUUAUAAAAUGCUGAUAAAAAUUGCUAUGAAACUAAUUAUAAUAUGUGUAAUUUCUACAGUACAAUAUGAAUGUUGAAUUAUUAAAAGAACAAUGUUUUUAUGUGCUA